GCUUUUGUCAGUGUCAGUUUCCUUUCAUGAUCUUUCAAUUUAGUGAAAAAGACGCGUGAAUAGUUUUGCUUAUUCAAGUCAAAAAUGAAUGUUCAAAUAAAGAAUCUUGAAAACGCGAUCGACAAUUCUAUUGAAAUAUACGAACAAAAUGUCGAUCUGCUGAAAACCUUCCGAACAAAAUGGAAUCAGGAUCGGGACAUCGCAUUCAUUGCUGACAAUUGUCAGACGCUUCGUGUUAAUGACAAAUUGAUCGACCUGUACCGAUCGAUUUUCGAGACCACUGCUAUGACAAUCAAAUCAGGAAACGAUUGUGCUGGUGCAUCGGUUGAAGUUGAGGGUAUGGAUCAUGUGAGUCCUGGUGAUUCCCCAGCUGUUAGUGAUGCCGAAGAGAAACAUCGACCAAACAGUGACACUCGUUCAACGCAAUUCUACAUCGAGGAACAUGUUGAUCUUACCGAACAGGCAGUCAGUUUCAAGGAUGCUGUUACGGUUGUACAUUUCCAAAAUGAAAUGGAUGAAUCUUCGUCAAUUUCGUCGACUGAAGAAUCCUGUGAAUCAAGUCCGGCAGAAAAUUCCUCCGAAUAUGAGGUCGAUAUCGUAGACGAAAAAUACAGUCCCAGCACUUGUGGAAGGUCGUUGCAUGCUAAGGAAUUCGUAGAUCUCGCUAAUCAACAUGUCAGCUUUAACGAGGCUGUUACUGUUGUACGUUUCUCGAAUGACAUGCACGAGAUGACUACAGUUGAACCUUUGCCGACACCGUCGACAGAUGAAGCUUCAUCCAAACCGUCCACAGGAGGAACGGCAGAAUCAGAUCCGAAGCAAAAACGAACGCCCAAGCUGUUCGGUUCAGCGUUGAGAAAAGCCAAAAGAAUGAAAAAAAUCGAAAAUUUGAAGAAGAAAAAGUCGAUUUCUACAUUUUCGGCUGAACCGAAUACACUGAGCUCUGUUGCUUCUGAACGAAGUCAGCUUGGUUCGCAGCGAAAUUGGAAACGGAGAACUGGUCUGUGCAUCCUCUGCGAUCAGCGCAAUUCAUUCUCACGACUGCAGUGGCAACUACAUCUUCUGACGCACACCAAAGAAAAUUUUUACUUCUGCAAACAGUGCGGACGAACCUUUUCGAAGCGCCACCAGCAUAACACAUGCCAGUCGACUCUGACCACAGACAUCUACGAGCAAUACAAUUGUGUGGGCGAGGAUUAUUUGGCGGCAUUUGUGUGCAACAUUUGCGACUAUGUUCGAGUCAGUGAACGCAGAAUGUCGAAACAUCUAAGCAUCAAGCACAAUGUCAAGGGUAAUUGCAAGCAGUUCUACGCGAAAUGUAAUUUGGUGAUUAGUGCUUAGCUCAUGCUGUUGUGUUGAGCCAAUCGAAGGCUUCAAUAAAAUUGGUUCCAUCGAUUAAACCA
Messenger RNA from Bradysia coprophila, 1403 nucleotides. RefSeq lists its product as uncharacterized. Lineage: Eukaryota; Metazoa; Arthropoda; Insecta; Diptera; Sciaridae. The record is from RefSeq and is a predicted model, not a curated record.